AUGGCCUUAAAAGCCAAGCAAGACGAGGCCGGCAGGGUAUCGAACCCCUGUGCGCCAGCACCGGCGCUCAAGGGUGCCGAAAAGACGGGAGAUUUGGCCGAAAAUGCUCUCGGCCUCAGCAUCAACCCUAUCUCGCCUCAGGAUACGCCCACGGCAUACCUCGUGGACUAG
This is a messenger RNA of Puccinia triticina, 171 nucleotides long. RefSeq lists its product as uncharacterized. The record is from RefSeq and is a predicted model, not a curated record. Bases 1 to 171 code for a protein of 56 amino acids. The transcript is spliced from 3 exons. Lineage: Eukaryota; Fungi; Basidiomycota; Pucciniomycetes; Pucciniales; Pucciniaceae.